This is a messenger RNA of Suillus subaureus, 1137 nucleotides long. Its product is annotated as mitochondrial Lipoyl synthase. Gene Ontology annotation, cellular component: mitochondrion. Bases 1 to 1137 code for a protein of 378 amino acids. Gene Ontology annotation, biological process: lipoate biosynthetic process. The record is from RefSeq and is a predicted model, not a curated record. Lineage: Eukaryota; Fungi; Basidiomycota; Agaricomycetes; Boletales; Suillaceae. The transcript has 8 exons. Gene Ontology annotation, molecular function: 4 iron, 4 sulfur cluster binding; lipoate synthase activity.
AUGUCGGCUCAUUCGCUCCUCAUAAACUCACUGCUCCGCCCCCGUUCCAAUUGUCGACUUUCAUCUCAAGUUCGGCACCUGGCAACACCGUCGGCCUCAACGCCGAAGUCAAAGUCCAGCUUCCGGGAAACGCUGGUCUCUGGACCAUCACUAGACGACUUCAUCUCAGGAGAACCCAUAGAACAUGUAGUGCUCGGGAACACCAAAGGACCUCGGCUGCCUAACUUUCUAAAGACAAAGAUACCCUCGGGAGCAUCUUUUAACAAGAUCAAGAAGGACUUAAGGGGACUCGGUCUUCAUACUGUAUGUGAGGAGGCGCGAUGUCCUAAUAUUGGUGAUUGCUGGGGUGGAAAAGAAGGUGCAACUGCUGAGGAGGGCAAGAGGGCAGCAACGGCUACGAUCAUGUUGAUGGGAGACACCUGCACUCGUGGCUGUAGAUUCUGCUCCCCUGAGAAUACAGCAGAGGCCAUUAGUCGAUGGGGGCUGGGAUACAUAGUGCUCACUAGUGUUGACAGAGAUGACCUUGUAGAUGGUGGUGCACAUCACUUCGCAGAGACUAUUAUGAAGAUUAAGCAAAAGGCGCCUCAGAUUCUUGUGGAAGCAUUAACAGGAGAUUUUGCGGGCAAUUUGGAAAAUGUCUCUCUCGUGGCUAAGUCCGGCCUAGACGUUUAUGCACACAAUAUCGAGACUGUGGAGGAGUUGACUCCCUUCGUGCGCGACCGCCGUGCAACUUUCCGGCAGAGUCUGAAGGUGCUUGAAUACGCGAAGAAGGAAGGUGUUCGCAUCACCAAGACAAGUAUCAUGCUUGGUGUCGGCGAGACAGAAGAGCAGGUCAUGGAUGCUUUACGAGAACUUCGCAAAAUUAAUGUCGAUGUUGUAACCUUUGGGCAAUAUAUGAGGCCUACGAAGCGACAUAUGAAGGUUGACCGAUAUGUGGAACCUUCUGAGUUUGACCGGUGGAAACAAAUAGCUGAUGACAUGGGUUUCGCGUAUGUGGCCAGCGGUCCUCUCGUCCGCAGUAGCUACAAGGCCGGUGAAUACUUUAUAGAGAAUAUGUUGAAAGGAAAGGCCACAGAGAACAAAGUGAAGAAUCUCGUUACACAAGAAGCGUCUAUAAGCCAUACCCAGACGACAUGA